This is a messenger RNA of Pundamilia nyererei, 2422 nucleotides long. RefSeq names its product zinc-binding protein A33. The record is from RefSeq and is a predicted model, not a curated record. The transcript is spliced from 6 exons. Gene Ontology annotation, molecular function: zinc ion binding; protein binding. Bases 224 to 1624 code for a protein of 466 amino acids. Lineage: Eukaryota; Metazoa; Chordata; Actinopteri; Cichliformes; Cichlidae.
UCCCACAGUAGACAUGCACAGGAAAAACAGCAUUUGGAACUUCAUGUCAAGAACAAUAGUUAAGCUGUCCAUACGCUUUGAGGCUUUCUGGGGACAAGUUUAAUUAGGUGUGAUAAUGCUACUAUGUUGUUGCUGUUUACCGUGGAGUCAUUAAGGACUUAAACUCGAGGACUUGUUGGUUGGAGUUGUGGAUUUAUUCUAUAUACGUGACGAGCUCUUGGCCAUGUCACUCCCAGAGGAGGAUCUUACGUGCCCAGUGUGCUGUGACAUUUUCACAGACCCUGUUCUGUUGUCAUGCAGUCACAGCUUUUGCAGGGGCUGUCUAAAACAUUGCUGGGACAAAGGGAUACGAGAGUGUCCAGUUUGUAGGAAAAAAGCUUCAAAGUGCAACCCUCCAUGCAACUUGGCGCUAAAAAAUGUUUGCGAGGCUGUUCUUCAGGUCAGGAGGCUGAGCUCAGUGGAAGGGGAAGACAAGGUGAACUGCAAUCUUCAUGGAGAGAAGCUGAAACUCUUCUGCCUCAAUGACAAACAGCCCAUCUGCGUGGUGUGUCAGUCGUCCAAACUGCACAAGACCCACGACUGCUCGCCUAUAGAUGAGGCACUGCUGGACUGCAAGGACGAACUUGCUUUAUCCCUCAAGAGCCUGCAAGAAAAGCUGGACAACCUCAAAAGAAUUAACAUGACGUCCAAUAACACACUAAUGUGCAUCAAGAGUCAGGCGCUGGAGACACAGAAAAUGAUCAAGAACCAUUUUGAGCAGCUGCAUCAAGUCCUCUACCACGAAGAGUCGGCUAGAUUAGCUGCUGUGAAAAAAGAGGAAGAAGAAAAGAUAGCAGGGAUGAAGGAGAAAAUGAAAGAGCUUUCAGCUGAGGUGACGUGUCUUACGGAGACCAUCGCCAUCAUACAGGAACAGCUGAAAGAAGACGAUAUGGUUUUGUUGAAGAAUUUUAAAGACACACAAGACCGAUGUAAAAGCAUAGUGCUUGGUUCAGAGAACAUGUCUGGGCUGCUGAUUGAUGUGACUAAACACCUCUACAACCUCAAGUACAGAGUCUGGGAAAAAAUCCUGGACCAUGUUGAUUAUACUCCCAUAACCUUAGAUCCAAACACAGCACACCCUUGCCUCAUCCUGUCUGACGAUCUCACUUCCCUGCACUACUCAAAGCAGCCCAGUGUAUGUCCUGACAACCCAGAGCGCUUCCAUAUGAGCGCUGAAGUGGUAGGCAUGACCGCACUAGGCUCAGGAAGUCACCACUGGGUUGUGGAAACAGGAAGUAAUCAUGACUGGCUCCUGGGUGUUGCCUCCAUGUCUGUACCGAGAAACACAGAGAUCUCUGCCCGGCCCAAGAAUGGCUUCUGGACUUUAUGUUUCCGGGAUGGAGACCUGAGAGCAAUGACCUCCCCACCCAGCCUGCUGACAGUUUCUAGAACACCUAAGCAGGUCAAAGUUCAGCUCGAUUACAACAAGGGAACGGUGUCAUUUUUUGACGCCACUGACAACACACUCUUAUAUGCAUUUACACACUCCUUCACUGAACCUUUAUUUCCAUAUUUUUAUACACAGAGCAGUCAUCCAUUGCGAAUACUGCCAGAGAGGGUACUUGUCACAAUGUUGCGGCAAUAAGUGGACGACUCAUUUAUUCUUUAUCAAGCGAGAAAAUGUAAUCCCGGGAUGAAAUGAAUGUCAAACUAUCAAAGUGGGGAGGAGUGACCUGCUGUAAUGUUACCACUGAAGCAGUCAUUUUACUGUAAUGGGAAUAUUGCUCCUUCUUCAGGCUUGAUGUAUACUCACUGGACACUAUAUCAGGUACACCUUGCUAGUACAAUGUCGGACCUCCUUUGGACUUCAGAACUGCCCUAAUUCUUUGUGACACAGAUUCGACAAAGUGCUGGAAACAUUUCUCAGAGAUUUUGGUCUAUGGUGACACAAUAGUGUCACAGUUGUUGCAGGUUUGUCAUCCGUGAUUCAAAUCUCCUGUUCCAACCUCAUCCAAAAGGUGCUCUGUUGGAUUGAGAUCUGGUGACUGUGGUGCUAAUCUGAAUACAGUGACCUCACUGUCAUAAAACCCAAUUUAAGAGUAUUUGAACUUUGUAAUACGUAUGCUGUAAUAUCCUGUUGGAAUUGGCCAUCAGCAGAUGGGUACACUUUGGUCAUAAAGUCCUUUGAGCGCUCCAGUAGAGUAGAAGUGCAUUAUAUGAGAACCAGUCCAUUUACCAUAAAGGGAUGGACAUGGUCAGCAACAAUACUCAAGUGGGCUGUGGCAUUUUAACAGUAUAAAGUGUGCCAAGAAUAUUCCCCACUGAACCGUUGAGACAAUGCAGGAUGGACCCAUGCUUUCAUCUUAUAUUAAAUUCAGAUCCAACCAUGUGGAUGUUGCAUUAAAAGUCAAAACUCAUCAGACCAGGGAUCAUUUUUCCAAUU